AUGUAUGAUUUUUCUUUUUGCAUCAGACUUUAUGCAAGGCUGCACAAUAAAAAGUCUACUCAAGAGUACAUUAAGGUAAAGGCAGGUAAAGUUAAGGGGUUGCCAGAGGUAUCUCGCGCAGGCCAGAGUCGGUAUGCAGAAGACAACCGGCCGAGUCAGCAGCAGGGCGGCCUCCAGUUGUGUUGCCAAGAGCUCCAAUACGUCAACGAGCAGUGCCAGUGUGAGGCUGUGAAAGAAGCAUUCCGGGAAGCCCAGAAGAUGCAACAACAACAACAGGGACAACAAGGCGGAAGCUUCGGUUCCAAGCAGAUCAGACAGAUGAUGCAGAAGGCUCAGAACCUUCCUAACCAAUGCAAACUCCAAACUAGACAAUGCCAAGUCGGAAAAAUCUCAAUCACUACCUUCACCACUAUCACCGAGGACACCACCUACAGCCGCCGUGGCUCGCAACAGCAGUGCGAGCACAUCCGAGGCCGACAAUUCAACCAGUGCCAAAAUUUCAUCCAACGACAAAUGGGUUCCUAUGCAACCCUUCUGAUGAGCGUCAGCAGGCAAGGUCAACAGCCACAAGGUCUCGAACAAUGCUGCAGUGAGCUUCAGAACGUGGAGGAAGAAUGCCAGUGCGAGGCCAUGCAGGAGGUGUACAGGCAAGCCCAGAGGCAGCAGCAACAAGGGAGCCAACAACGUGGCCGACGUGGUGGACAGCCUCAGACCCAAGACUUGCAGCAGAUUGUUCAAAGUCUGCCCAACCAAUGCAAACUAGAAGUGCAUCAAUGCCGAAUCCCAUCUACCAUGUUCUAA
Lactuca virosa is the source of this 801-nucleotide messenger RNA. The record is from the annotation of a GenBank genome assembly. NCBI's taxonomy places the organism in Eukaryota, Viridiplantae, Streptophyta, Magnoliopsida, Asterales, Asteraceae.